Molecule: messenger RNA, 2295 nt
Organism: Kockovaella imperatae
Lineage: Eukaryota; Fungi; Basidiomycota; Tremellomycetes; Tremellales; Cuniculitremaceae
Exons: 8
Coding region: 4-2151 (715 amino acids)
Biological process (GO): regulation of gene expression
Molecular function (GO): protein binding; chromatin DNA binding; RNA polymerase II cis-regulatory region sequence-specific DNA binding
Source: RefSeq, a predicted model, not a curated record
AAGAUGGAUGGUGUAUUGGCCAAUUUGGCUUCCGCGAAUGAGAACACUUGGAUGCUGAUCGGUGCCGUAGCUGAACAAAUGCAAGAUCAGGACAGAGCAUUGCAGGCUUUUGAGAACGCCCUCCGGCACAACCCCAGCUCUGUCCUUGGCCUCAAUGCCGUGGCAUCCAUUGCGAGAAGCAGAGACAACUUUGAUAAGGCCAUUGAGUAUUUCCAAAGAAUACUCAAUAUCAAGCAGGACAACGGAGAAGCUUGGGGCUCUAUGGGCCACUGUCUUCUCAUGAAGGAUGAUCUGCCAAAGGCCUACACGGCGUAUCAACAAGCUCUAUACCACUUGCAGAACCCUAACGAGCCCAAGCUGUGGUACGGCAUUGGCAUUCUCUACGAUCGAUACGGUUCGUUUGAUCACGCAGAAGAAGCUUUCCGCAGUGUGCUUAAGAACGAUCCAACUGACAAGUUUGCAGACUUUGACAAGGCCAAUGAGAUCUAUUUCCGGCUCGGAAUCAUAUACAAGCAUCAACGCAAGUAUCAAGCUAGUCUCGAUUGCUUCAAAUACAUCCUCAACAACCCUCCCCGUCCGCUCACCUCCUGGGACAUUUGGUUCCAGCUGGGGCACGUGUACGAACAGGACCGAGACUUUGACAAUGCUCGAGAUGCUUAUAUGCGUGUCUUGACUCAUCAGCCUGAUCAUGCCAAGGUCCUCCAACAGCUCGGGUGGCUUCACCACCAACCCGGAGCCUCAUUUGCGGAUCAAGAGCAAGCUGUCAAUUACCUCACCAAGAGUCUCGAGACCGAUGGAAGUGACGCCCAGAGCUGGUACCUCCUCGGUCGAGCAUUCAUGGCCGGUCAACGAUACAACAAGGCCUACGAAGCAUACCAACAGGCUGUCUACCGAGACGGCCGAAACCCAACAUUCUGGUGCUCUAUCGGUGUACUCUACUACCAAAUCAACCAAUACCGAGAUGCGCUGGACGCUUACUCUCGAGCGAUCCGACUCAACCCUUACAUCUCGGAAGUCUGGUACAAUCUCGGAAGCUUGUACGAAUCGUGCAACAAUCAGAUCACCGAUGCGAUUGACGCGUACUCUCGCGCUGCCGACCUCGAUCCAAACAAUGCGACAAUCAAACAGCGUCUUGACAUUCUCCAGAACGCAGGCAACCAGCCAUUACCGCCUGCGCCUGGACCCGUCGAUGUUCAUCCAUCUCAGUACACUGCGCAACCCCAAGGACCAUAUCCUCCAGGGACAUCGCCCGGUGGGUCUCCUCGUGGACCCGGACCCCAGCAUCCCGGUAUGGAUGGGCCUCCUGGCCAUGCUCAUGCUUCCGGCCCCGACGGCGGUCGAGCCCUUCCGCCUCCGCCUCCUGGCUCAGAGAUGGGUCGCGGACAAUCACCUGGACCCUUCCGAGGUGGCGGUGGUGCUCCCCCACCCUUGCAGCACGUGGAUGAAUCUCGCGGCAGCAUGUCUCGACACGCUCCGCUUGCACCUAUGGAGACGGAACGCCCUGGCAACGGUCAUCGAGAUCAUAGAAUGUACGAGCCAGGUCCUGAUCGUCGACACGCCGCUUCUCCUGCGUCGCCUCGUCGACGAGCACACUACCCCAAUCCUGGACCUCCAAGCGGUGGUUCGUUCGCUCAUCCCGCUGAUCGAGAUGAAUGGGAGAGACGUGAGCGAGACAGGGCCGGUAAGAGCAGUCUUGGACCGUCUCCCCGGGUUCCAGAUCGCCGACCAUCGCCGAGGGAUCGUCCUCACGGAGAGUAUCCUUACAACAACGGUGGUGGACGUUACGAAGAGCAUCCAUUGCCUCCGCCUAUCAACGGGAAUGGGUACGCAUCGGCAGGUCAUGCUCGUCAUCCGUCUUUGUCCAAGGAAGACCCUCGACUCACGACGAACGCUCCAUCACCUUCGCUCUCCAUCAUGUCGACUGCCAGUGGAAGCAAGAAGAGGAACAGGUCGACAUCGAAGCGCUCGGGAGCGCCAGGAGGUGACAAGAAACGCAAAGGGACGAACAGUCCUCCGAGCGUCAGAGGACGAGAAGAAGGAAGUGAAAGAGGUAGUGAGAGAGGCAGCGUCAGGCCGGAUCGAGCCGUGGAUGAGGGUGAGCGAGAACACUUUUGCCCGUGUCACUCGUGUCACUGGGGCCGAGCAUGCUGACAGGUGCACCAGAAUACGAUGAGGGCGGUGCGCUCGACGCUCUAAUGAGUCUGCACGGAGACCGUCCAACUCAGCCUUCGCCCUCCAAGUCUGCCGCUUCUCCGUCACAAUCCACUGCAACAGGUGGCAAGCGACCGGCCCCUA